GGAGCCUCAGCCGGAGGGCAGCCCGAGCGGGCGCCUCGGUCCCCGCCCCCACUCGGCGGGGCAGUGCCCGGUGUUCCCCCGUGCGGGGGGCGGCGGCGGCGGCGGCUGAGCGGACCCCACGGGACCGCGCGGGUGUUGCCACCUCGGCCGAGGAGCCGGCGCGGCCGCGGGGCCCUGCGAGCUGGGCCCGGGGCCCGUGACAGACGGGCCGAGGAGGGGAGAGAGGCGGCGGCGGCGGCGGCGGCGACGGGGAGGCAGAGGCGGCGGCGACACCAUGUCAUCCCCCAGUCCCGGCAAGAGGCGGAUGGACACGGACGUAGUCAAGCUCAUUGAAAGCAAACAUGAGGUUACAAUCCUGGGAGGACUCAACGAAUUUGUUGUCAAGUUUUAUGGACCACAAGGAACACCAUAUGAAGGCGGAGUGUGGAAAGUUAGAGUGGAUCUUCCUGAUAAAUACCCUUUCAAAUCUCCAUCUAUAGGAUUCAUGAAUAAAAUUUUCCACCCCAACAUUGAUGAAGCGUCAGGAACUGUGUUUCUAGAUGUAAUUAAUCAAACUUGGACAGCUCUCUAUGAUCUUACCAAUAUAUUUGAGUCCUUGCCCCAGUUGUUGGCCUAUCCUAACCCCAUAGAUCCUCUCAAUGGUGAUGCUGCAGCCAUGUACCUCCACCGACCAGAAGAAUACAAGCAGAAAAUUAAAGAGUACAUCCAGAAGUAUGCAACGGAGGAGGCCCUGAAGGAGCAGGAAGAGGGCACUGGAGACAGCUCUUCGGAGAGUUCUAUGUCUGACUUUUCGGAAGAUGAGGCCCAGGACAUGGAGUUGUAGUAGAAAAGCAUCUGCUUUUCAGAAAGACUAUUAUUUCCUAACCAUGAGAAGCAGACUAUAGUAUUCAUAUUUAAACAAAGCAAUUUUUUUAUUACUAAACAAGGUUUUUAUGAAUAAUAGCAUAUAUAUCACCCUUCUUUGUGUGGAAACCUGAGCAGUAGGAGUAGCCAAUCCUAAGACCUUCUGAAGACAUUUGAAUGUCCCACUGGACUAACUUUUCUUUCCAUGUGUUUCUAGUGUAGAAGUGCUGUAUUCCACAGGGUUUAAGUCGGUGAGGUUGAGAGACACCUCUCUUUUUUAAUUCAGAAAGCACAAUCAGUUUUUCCUUUGAAAAUCUAUAUAAAGUACAACUUUUAGCAUGAUUAUUUUCCUAAAUAAAAAGACAAAUAAAUUACUUAUUUUAUGUUAAUUACGGGCAUGAAGCAAAAGGUUAUCUUUGGGGAAACUGCAGUUCUGUGGGGGGGCUGUGGUCAGUUCACUGCGCUGCCCCCUUGGGCACCCUGCCUGUUGGAAGGUGGCUUCAGCAGUUGUGAAUCGCUGUGUCGUGUAAUGCGGCCGUGCUUACCUGGCAUGCUGUCUUCUGUCGGGGGGAAGGAGGGUCUGCUGGUGCCUCCACAUUGCUUCCCCUGAGGACUAGCAGUUUGCUCAUGCUCUGACCUUUUCUGUAGGUGCUACUUAGGGUAGGCUUGAAGUGCUGGGUGGUGAUUGAGUUCAAACAAUAAAAAAUUGUAUUUUUUCAAUACUGUAUAAAAAUAGUAUUCUAAUUACCUUUCAAAAAAAAAAGAUCCUGAUAAUUGUGUUCAAUCUUGUUGAAAGAAAUACAAAACAAAACAAAAAUCCAACAAAGCAUCACAGAGUCAAGUUUAGAGAAUGGGUGUAAGCAGCUGCUGCUCCGACCCUCCCCAGAAUCCACCUUGCUGCAUUGAAGACACAUCACUCCCUCCCAUGCAGAGCAACAGCAGUACACAGCUGACCGUGCAGAAUGCCCAUGUGGAGCCUAGGGCUUGAGGCCGCAGGGCAGAAGGUCCAUCCGGGUGAAUGGUGAAUCACUGCGGUACUGACAGGUCAUGACUGCCCCCCAAAUCACUCUACCCUCAACUUCCUGGAGCCAGGUCUGGUUCUGUGCACGUUGCUGCUCUCUGGGCCUUGACUCUGCUAGGAAGUUGACUUCGCAAUCUUUCUGGCCCUUCCUUACUCCUUGGUGAGGUAGGACUAGAUGACCAUACCGUAUCCAUAGGUGCAAAGGACCAGAAAUAAAGCCUGGCUGUGACUCUGAGGGCUCCAGGUCUCCAUAGUAAAUAGGUGAGCUCUGCUGUUUGGGCACCGAAACCCUCUCUAGUUGGCUGUGGGCGUCCCUCCUGACUCCCAAGGGGGUGCUGAGCUCCUUUGGAGGCUGAGGACUCCUUGCCUUGGAGGGGGAACAGUAGGUCCGGGCUGUUGCUGGCAUUUGCCCACCCCUUGUACUAACCAUUUUGAGGGCCUACCGUGUGGUUUACCAGUGCAAGCCAUUCAGAUGACUGGAGUUCUUGCCAAACACCGACAAGCAAAGUGGCUGCUGCCUGGCAGCCCACACCUGCCGCGUCCCUCUGCCCCCGAAGCCCAGCACUGGGCCAGUGGGCUGUGUUCUGUGGUUGCCAACAUAGACCCUGGCACUUGACAUUUCUUGUCAGCAGUCUCCACCUUCCUCGAGAGUACUGUGCAGCUUCAACCAGCAUUUCCUACCAACGAGAGAGUUCUCAGAAGUUGCCACAUCUCUCCAGCACUAAUGUUUCUGUCCACUUCAAGCGCUGUUCUAAUUGCCAACGGCUGAUCUAGGCUCCUGAGGAGUGCGUCUUCUCAGAGGAAAUCUGUCCUGGAAAGGGCUCCCCGAAGUUCUAGUUGGCCUUGACCUGAUACUUGCAUUUUCUAGGCCACCUUUUGGGGUGGCUAAGAAUCAUGACAGAUCCUCUGCCAGUCUAGUCUCUCUAGGUCAGGUUUCUGAAAACUGGUAUUGGAUUUUAAUGAUAUGUGGCCCCUCUGUUUUAGUGAGUCAGGAAAGUGAAGCAAUUUACAAGUUAGCAAAGGGUUUUACUUUGUUUUCUUCACUUCUGAUUGGGUCAUAGCCUUGCUGAGUGAAAAACGGACUUGUUUCUGAUUGGGCACAAAGAACUGCAUUUCUUUGGACUUGUGAAUCCAUGUUCAUCUUCCUUUGGCCACGGAACCCCUUGGCCAGCUCUUUAGGGACUGGAUGGAGUGAAGGCCCUUUGGGGUCGUGGGGGUGCAGCUUUCCACUCACCCGAGGAUGGCCAUGGCUCUUGGGUUAGCAGUUACCUGGCUGUGGGCGUGGGAAGAAAUGGCCUUGAAUUACUGAUUGUAUUUGGUACACAUUGUGUGAUACUUGAAGAGAUAAAGGGACUCAGCAGCCCUUAAUUGAAAUCGAAGCUUUUUACCGCUCUCCCCGCCUGCCCUGGCUCCUUCCUUCUUCCUUGCAUUGUGAUGAUCUAGUGGGCAUGUCUGUCACCUGGACAAAUGCCUCCUAUAACCUCUUAAUAGUUGUGUAUAAUGAAAACUGUAAACUUUUUUAAAUAAAAUGUGUAUAUACCUUGAAAAAAAAAAAAGAAAGCCAUGGGCUAAGUCUGGACCUCGGUCCUUUCCAGCUUCAGUUUCUUAUUCAAAAUGUGUGAAAUAAUAUUUAUCUUAUAGUUAUAUGGCUUCUAAUACUGAGAGACAGACAAAGGCUGUGACUUUUAAUUAUUUUAAUUAAUUUUAUUUUUGAAUGCCAUAAUCUUUUCCUCAAAAAAAAAAACCACUUGCAAAUAAAUAAAGACAUUACCCACCCAAAUUAACAAGACUUCAGCUCUGCACAACUCAAUGAGCUUCAGUAUAGUUAGAACAGGCAUUCAGAACAUCAGCUGGAGAACUUCACAUUACAUUUUUACACUUUCAGUCUUGAAUAUAUUCUAUGCACUUAUCCACCACCAACCCCAAAAAUCCCAUGACAGAAUUAGAACAGAAACCAGUCAGUUGCUGUCCUCUUUCAUGACUUGUCUUCAUUCCCUGCACUCAGCCCUUCCUCAUCCCUGUAUUUAGCAUUUCUUGUUCUCCUUUCUUCACGUUAUACUGUAUACAAUUGUGCAUGUAUUUACACACAUACAUGAGAACAUUGUUUUCUCUUUCUGCGAUUGUGUGAUCUUGCAUAAUAUUAUAUAUCCUAAGUCCAUCCAUUUUCCUGAAAACUGCUUAACUGCAUUUUCUUUACAGCUGUGCAGUGUAUAAUAUUUCCCUUAUCCAUUCAUCUGUUGAUAAACAGCUAGAUUAAUUUCAGUUAUUUGCUUUAGUGAAGAAAGCAUCAGUGAACAGGAAGGUGCAAAUAUCUUUAUGAUGGGUAAGAAGUUCUCUGGAUGUAUGCCUAGGGGUAAAAGAGCUGGGUUAUAUGCUAACAUUGUUUUAAAUUUUUGAGGACCCUCCAAGUUAUCUCCACAAAGACUAUAUUAAUUUGUACCACAUUAUAUUGGUUACUUUUCUAUUGCUGUGAUCAAACACUAUGGCCAAAAGCAACUCAGGGAGAAAAGUUUAUUUCAUCUUUUAGCUUUUAGAUCAUUAUCCAAGGAAGUCAGGACAGGAACUCAAGGCAGGAACUUGGAGGCAGGAACUGAAGCAAAGGUGCUGAAUGCAUGCUAGUUACUGGCUUGUUCCUCACAGCUUGCUCAGCCUGCUUUCUUAUAGCACCCAGGAUCACCAGCCCCAAGGUGGCACCACCCUCCCACAUCAAUCAUUAAUCAAGAAAAUGUACCAGAGGCUUGUCCGCAGGACUGUGUGGUGGGGGCAUUUUCUCAACUGAGGUUCCCUCUUCUGAAAGGACUCUAACUUGCACCAAGCUGACAUAAAACUGGCCAACAGUAAGGGUUCCUCUCUCUCCACGUGUUCUCCAACAUUUACCAUCAGAUUUGUGGAUGAUAGCCAUUCUGGCUGGGGUGAGGUAAUGUCUAAAAGGAAUUUCAAUUUGCAUUUUCCUGAGGGCUAGGGAUAUUGAACACUUUUUAAAAUAGUUUUUUUUGUCUUGUUUUUGUUGUUUGUUUUUUGUUUUUUUUGCUAUUUGUGUUUCUUUUUUUGGUAACUCUCUAUUCGGUUCAUUUGCCUAUUUACUGACUGGCACUUUUAUUUCUUAGUAUUUCAUUUCUGCAAUUCUUUGUAAUUCCUGGAUGUUAGCCUCUUGUCUGAAGUGUAGCUGGUAAAGAUAGUCUCUCAUUCUGUGGGCUCUUUGUUGACUUUGCUGAUGGUUUGUGAUAUAGAGAUUUUGAUGUGGAGUGCAGUCUGAUAUUCUGAUCCACAUACAUAAUAAGAACAUUGUCUAAGAUGUUUGGCAUCCAUUUGUGUUGAGAGCAUGAAAGCAAUUCCCCUUUUAGCCAGUCUGGAGUAUACAAUUACUUACUGCAAUCAUGGUAUUGUGACCAUAUCUGGACCUCAUCCCUCCCAUCCAGUAGCAGUUUCCUGUCUGAUGACCAGUCUCUUUGGCCCAUUCUUCCCAGCUGUAGUGAUCAUUCUUCACUUCUUUGAGCUUAGUCGCUACAGUUUCUCACAUGCAUGAGGACAUGUAGCAUUUGUUUUCGUGUGUCUGGCUUAUUCUAUUGAAAUUAACACGUGUCUUGAGACUCGUUUGUGCUGUUCCUGAUUACAAGAUUUCAUCAUAUAUCCUUUACCCACUCACCCUCAGUGGGCAUCUACUAUACAUAGUGCUAUAGUAAAUAUGAGAAGGUGCCCACUACCCAGCCGGCUGUUGCCAAGUGAGAUUUUUGGCUCAGUGUAUUCAGUUUAGUUGUUUAAGAGAAGAAAGCUAGAUGUUUAUGCCAAAAUAUUGGUGCCUAGUAAACUAAAGCAAAGAUAUAUGCAGACAAACACAGGAAGGUGGAGCCACUAUUUCAGGUUCCCCUCUGCUGCUGCGGCUGCAAACCUCACGGAGUAUGGCUGUUAAGACUGCACGUGGAGGACACUUUUCGCUGCCGAAGGCAGAGAGUAAGUUUGUUUACUGUGGCAUCCUGAGAGGGUAGAAAUAUAUUUUCUUAUACACUAUACCCCAGUAAAUGGCCUUGGUUAAAAAAAAAUAAGGAAUGCCAACAACAGACCUAUGCCUCAAAGGGCAUCUGGGGCUGGGACACCAGUUUCUUUUACUUUGUCAUAAAAAUAUAUAGGCAGUUAAUAUUUUCUGUUACUUGUUUUCCAAAUUGAAGUUUUAGGAGAGGUUGGAGAUGAAAUAUUUUUUUCUUGAAUUACUAAAGAGUAAUAAUCCCUCUGAACAUAGCUUAUAUCAAACAUGUGCUCAUUAACUUAUGUUUGGAUGAUCUCCAUAUCUGAAUGUUCAGAACUUUAGGCACAGUGCUAUAUGGAAGUGAUUAAAUAUUCAAGAUGACUUCAAUUAUAGUGCCCCCAUACAUAACAAACAAACCAUUCAUCUUAACACACUUCAAGGGAUCUCUGUAUUUUAAAGGGAAGAGAGUCACCACCACAUGACGUCUUGGUUAAUACUGACCAUGCCCACGCAGCACAGACUCAGAAACAUCCUCAGUUGUUUAGAAGUAGUUUAGCUGCUUUAUGAUGGACACCAACAUAUCUCACGGCCAAACUUUGGGGCUUCCCACUUUUCUUUAAAUGACAACGUGUAAGCAAUGUAAUUUAUCUCAGGUCUUAAGUGCAAGAACAGAGAGCCAGACUUAGAGCAAGGUCACUAAUGCCCAUGAUGGAAGUCUGCUGUCCUUUCUGUGGCUAAUCUCUGCUUCGCUGUAACCUUUACACUCCGCCUCACUACUACAUCACUCUGUUUUAAUUAAAGUUAAUGGUUAGCAAGCACGUACCCAGCAGCCUGCCUCACACUCCUUUAUCAUCAGACUUGCCCACCCUUUGCCUCCAGCCAUCCCAGGGCACUUUGACGUUAAGUUCAGCCUCACAAUUAAGUAACUUGCCACCUUUGAGCCAGCAAUAAACAGCAGCUCCUGAUCUGCAGGGCUUAUGAGCAGAUGAGAAGUGGUGCUUGCGGUGAUUGCAUUCCUAAGCCCACAAUUAUCACAGUUCAGAACUAAUUUUUAGGCCUUAAAUAAAGCCCAAAGAAUCUACACAAAGCACUUCAUUUUUUUUUCUGGAAAGGUUAAAUUAAAAUUAAAGUGUUCACUGGAAAGUCAUCCUCUUUAAAAUGCACCUCCUAAGAACCACUUACCCAAGGAAGGAGCAGCUACUGUGAUUGGAAUUUUUCUGGUAUAAAUCCCUACUCGUUACAAUAGCAAUAGAGAGAUCACUCAUUUUUUUAAGUGCAGAAUUUUUUUUUUUUUUUUGGUUUUUCGAGACAGGGUUUCUCUGUGUAGCUUUGCGCCUUUCCUGGGACUCACUUGGUAGCCCAGGCUGGCCUCAAACUCACAGAGAUCCGCCUGGCUCUGCCUCCCAAGUGCUGGGAUUAAAGGCGUGUGCCACCACCACCCGGCUUAAGUGUAGUAUUUUUAAAACUCACUCUUCAAGGCAGUUCUUACAGGUUUAGAGAUUGUACACAUUUACACACGAUGGUAAUUUAUUAAGCAAAACAGGUGACUGGAGUGCAGGAGAGCGAAACAGACUGCACUCCACAGAGACCUAAAGCAGCAGGGAAUUAUAACCAGGGCAGCACCCAGGGUGUGCAAACUGUCUCCUGAAAAGAGCCCCGGUGCCUUUGCAGCUUGCUUUGGAACAUUGUGAGUGACAUCAGGUCAGGGUGGGAAGCAGAGAGAGGCCAUGGCGACAGCAACUGUGUUCUUACUACAUGAAGAGCUGUGAGGAGGGAGAGCCCAGAGAGGAACCUCCCCACUCAUCUCGGACAGCUCAGAUGUGUUGGGACUGCAGGGAAUUUCAAUUGAGAUUCCUGUUAAGUUCCAUAUGGCAGGAAUCUCACAAGUUGUUCUGUUGACCUUCAAGGCAGAAGAUGUAUUAAAUGAUUUUCCCCGGGAUCUGUCUAGAAUAAUGAGAGGUUAUGUAUGUGUAUAUAUAUACACAUGGAUCAGGUAAAAGCCAACAUGAACCGUGUAAGUAAAUAAACAUUUUUAAUAGCCAAAUUAAAGACUUGUAGAAAUUAAGUGAAAUAGUUGAUUUUCAUAAUGUAUUUUAUUUAACUCCAUCUGAUGCUAUAGAGACCCAGACCCAUUUCCCCUAAUCCUCACAUCAUGCUUUCAACACCACAUCUACAGGAUACUUCUCACCUCUUUAGUAGGUAGUCAGUCAGCUCUGGGAGGUGCUGUGGUUUGAGUAUGAGAUGUUCCCUUUGAGCUCAGUGGUUUGAACACUUGGUCCUGGCUGGUGGUGCUUCCUCUGUGAAGGUUGUUGAGAGCCUGGAGGACUUAUCAGAGGAAGUGCCUCACUGGAGAAGGCCUUGUGGUUUUACAGCCUAUCCCACUUCUUCACAGUCUGCCUCUUGACUGUGGAUGCAAGGUGACCAUCCAACCUCCUACUCACACUGCUCUGGCUUCCCCACCAAGCUGGGAUGUGUACCAUGAAACUGUAAGCGUAAGUAAAUCCUUCUUCACAUUGCUUCUCAUUGGGGAUUUUGUCUCAACAAUGAGGACAGUAAAAAAGACAAGAGAAGACCUUGGUUGUUCUAGAAUUCAAAUUGACCUGACACUAGCUAUCUGGAGGUGACAUCAGGUUGAAAUCCCAGACCCCCCAAGACUGACUUCUGUCUGGUACUAGCUACAAGCCCCAGGUUGUUUGUGUUGUCCUACUGACUCACAAGCUAUACGCUGGGAUUCUCUUGACCAUCACCUUACUUGUCUAUUAGAAAGGAUAUUGCAGAUGAUACAGAUGAAGAGCUGCCUCGGCCAUGACACAGGGGAAGAUCUGGAAAGAGAGGGAGAGGGGAAGUUUGAUACCCUGUCUGUGAGCUCCACCAAGGAAGCCUCAGGGGUUCAGUGAUCUGGAAGCUCUGAACCCUGCCUUUCUAGCAUUUUCUGAGGGCUUAUAUGGGUUUGAUUGAUCAGGUCAUUGGCUCUUGGUGAUCAAAUGAAGCUUCAGCUUCUGUCCCCUCCUCUAUGGAGGCUGAAAGUCUUUAACAUCUAAUCUUCCCUUAAUUGUUUUGGUAAAGAGACCCCAUUCUGCAGUUAUGUAGGGGCUGCCCAGAACUGGCCAACUUAUUAGAAAACAAAAGAUUAAUUCCAGAUAGUACAAACACUGUAGGAGUCACAAGAGUCCAAGAAACUGGAUGAAGACCAAAUAUAUCUUUCAUAAUAUAACAUUUAAUAUAUCUAACAUACUAUAAUUACAGCAUGGAAUCAAUAUUUGGAAACUGUAUUGUGUGCAUGUGUAUAUUUGGGUAAGCGUGUGUGUGUGUGUGUGUGUGUGUGUGUGUGUGUGUGUGUGUAGAGGACAGUAUACAACCUUGAGUAUUAUUCCUUCGGAACACCUUUGUUUUUGGCUUUUGUUUUUCUUUUGAGACAAGGUCUCUCACUGACCUGGAGUUCAUUGGCUGGCUGGCCAGUGAGCCCAAGGGUCUGCCUGUCUGGGCCAUCCCAAUCCUGGGAUUGUAAGUGUGUGCCGCUACAUCCAGCAUUUCUAUUUUAAUUUUCAAUGAUUCUGAGAUGCAAACUCAGUUCCUCAUGCUUGUAAAGCAGGCAUCUCACUAGCAAAGCUGUCUCUCCAGCUUCUAAAACCUAUUAAUGAGAUGUACUUUACACCGUUUUAUUUGCCAGUCUUUGAAAUCUGUGUCUAUUUUAUGCUCACAACAUGUCUGAAGAUAUGUUUUUGUAACUUCUAGGAAUCAAUAGACACAUGUGAUUCAUCCAAAUGUAUAGUGGGGGUGUGGGUGAGGUGAAGACAGACACACACACACACACACACACACACACACACACACACACACACACAGAGAGAGAGAGAGAGAGAGAGAGAGAGAGAGAGAGAGAGAGAGAAUGAAUUUCCUUCUGUGGUCGAGGCAUAAGUCAGAAUUCUCAAGUGAUACUCAAACCUCCUCCUCCAGUCACCAAUGCUAUGAGCCUUGCGAUGCACAAAUAGUUUUGGAAUGAAUCAUUUAUUUAUAUCGUAUGGAUACAGCUAUCACUAUUUGGUAAGGCAAAGAGUUGGUAUAAUGUAAAUAUAUCUUCUCUGCUUUUAGCACAAUAUUUGGCUUAAUGGAGGGAGUUAGGACAUGACUUCACAGGAGUGAAUUUUGUCUCCCAGGGUAGUUUGUAUUUCCUUGCAAGCCUGAGGUGAAAUCAUAAAUCCAAAUCAAUUCAGCUCUGGAAGUUACUUUUCUCUAACCGUUGGGGAUGGCUCAUGAGCACACUGCAAGAACUGUGGAGAUAUAAGAACUUUACUCAGGAAGCAACUGAAGAAUAGUAUAGUGAAGUGCACAGUAAAGGUGCAAAAAUCAUUUCUGGCAGUGCCAAAUGGACAGCCUGUAUCCUGAAUAAAGUUUGUGGAAAGUGCUAGUAAUGGUGAUUUGUAAUACGCAGAGACAAAGACUAAAGGCAAUCAAUUAUGUAUGGCCUGUUAUUACUUUGUAAAAGUGACUCCUGAAUUGUUUUAUUAUUUGAUAAUGUUUUUUCCAGGAAAGUAAGGUUUUCUCUGCUGCCAUUUUUCACUGCAAUAGAAGCAGCUAAGCUCCAAGCUGUGUUAGUAAGCACUGUAUUUCCAGCUCUGCCGUGAUUUCAUUGCAGACUGUGAUGAUAUAGUCAUAAAGUUACCCUGGGCACAUUGUCAGCUGAUUGUAGGCUGAAAGUAUUUUUUUAAUGUCACAUGAUAGGACUUAAUGCCUUUUGCAUUGUGGUUUGGGUUGUUCUAUCAGGAAAAUGAAUCUACUCAGAUGCUUGGAGUCACAGUUUUCUUCAUAGAAAUGCCAGAAAACACUGUUUGAACAUGUGGUUCAUUCCUCCAUUGUGUUUCCUUAUAGAGAAUCGAGGUUCCUGGGGGGCAUUUCUAGUAUAUUAAAGAAGCUGUCCUGCCUCCGGAGCUUUCACUUGACACAGAGAUCCAGGACUAGAGAAAACCAAGGAGACAAGCAGUCACCUGCAGUCUGCUGAGGCUUCCGAAGAUUCAUUCCUGGCUGCACUUUGCUGUGCUAUGGUUCUCCUCCUCCCAAGCAAAGCUCUCCUUCAUCUGUCCUGUAUUAGUGGCCUCCAUUGUGACUUACUGUAGGCAGAACCUUGGCUUCUGGACAGGGAGAGACAGCUUUGGAAAUGAACAGGUUCAUAAAGAGUCCUGGGGUUCAUGAAGUCAUCAUUUGGUUAUGUGUUUAGCUAAUUAUGAUCCCCUGAAUCAAGGCCUGUUAACAGGUAGAGCACUUAUGUGACUCGUCUCCAUGGGACAGGAAUCAAGGCCUGUUAACAGGUAGAGCACUUAUGUGAUUCACCCCCAUGGGACAGGAAUCAAGGCCUGUUAACAGGUAGAGCACUUAUGUGACUCGUCUCCAUGGGACAGGAAUCAAGGCCUGUUAACAGGUAGAGCACUUAUGUGACUCGUCUCCAUGGGACAGGAAUCAAGGCCUGUUAACAGGUAGAGCAUUUAUGUGACUCGUCUCCAUGGGACAGGAAUCAAGGCCUGUUAACAGGUAGAGCACUUAUGUGACUCGUCUCCAUGGGACAGGAAUCAAGGCCUGUUAACAGGUAGAGCAUUUAUGUGACUCGUCUCCAUGGGACAGGAAUCAAGGCCUGUUAACAGGUAGAGCACUUAUGUGACUCGUCUCCAUGGGACAGGAAUCAAGGCCUGUUAACAGGUAGAGCAUUUAUGUGAUUCACCCCCAUGGGACAGGAAUCAAGGCCUGUUAACAGGUAGAGCACUUAUGUGACUCGUCUCCAUGGGACAGGAAUCAAGGCCUGUUAACAGGUAGAGCAUUUAUGUGACUCGUCUCCAUGGGACAGGAAUCAAGGCCUGUUAACAGGUAGAGCACUUAUGUGAUUCACCCCCAUGGGACAGGAAUCAAGGCCUGUUAACAGGUAGAGCAUUUAUGUGACUCGUCUCCAUGGGACAGGAAUCAAGGCCUGUUAACAGGUAGAGCACUUAUGUGACUCGUCUCCAUGGGACAGGAAUCAAGGCCUGUUAACAGGUAGAGCACUUAUGUGAUUCACCCCCAUGGGACAGGAAUCAAGGCCUGUUAACAGGUAGAGCAUUUAUGUGACUCGUCUCCAUGGGACAGGAAUCAAGGCCUGUUAACAGGUAGAGCACUUAUGUGAUUCACCCCCAUGGGACAGGAAUCAAGGCCUGUUAACAGGUAGAGCAUUUAUGUGAUUCACCCCCAUGGGACAGGAAUCAAGGCCUGUUAACAGGUAGAGCACUUAUGUGACUCGUCCCCCUGAGGCUGUCAGUGAUGGAGGAAAACUGAAUGUUUAUCUAAUGUCCCCGCCCACCCCACCCCCUAGUGUUUCUCCACAACAGCUGCAUUUGUGCUUCAGAUUUUCAGUAGAAAAGUUGGGAUGGUCAUCCGGGCUUGGUGUGGAGUAUCAGGAGGGUAAUUUUCAUGCCUCAGAUAGACACCAUAGUGGAGGUAUUUUCAGAACACAGGUACUUAGUAUAUUUGUUUAGAGCUUUGGAGUAAGCCAGGAGAUCUAUUGUCCUGAACAGACUGUUUAGUUAGAAAAAAAAAACCAAAUACACAUAAUCAUCCAAGUGUCAGAAAAAUAAUCUGAAACUACAGUUUAGGAACAACAACAGCUUAUCAUGGUUGUAAAAAAUCUUAUGCUGCAAGGAUUUGAGGCUAGGUGCUCACCUUAUUCUGGGUUGUGUGUGGGUGUACCACUCCCACCCCCUAUACGAUGAAUUUCUAGACCAUGCUUCACAUAUAUAAAAAUUAUUUUCAAUUAAAUUCUCAAGUUCUGCUUCCCUGAGAGUUUUAAUCAUCAUGCUUUCAAAUGAACCAGUGGUUCAUAGGCAUCCAGAGAAGGAAGAGACCUAUCAGAUUAUCAAGUCCAUCCCAACAGAUAUCUAAGGAGUGUUCCCUGCAGUUCACUUUCAAUUGCUUUCUUCACGUCUCGUUUUAAAUGACUCCAGCAAUGGGACUCUUCACCAAUCUAAGAGGCCCAUGGGAGCCUUUGCUCAGCCUCAGAAUCCUCAUUUUCGAAAACAUACUCUGAUAUGAAGUCUUGUUACACCACUUGCCUCUCCCAAUGGGCCCUUUCUUCUUCCCUGCAUUUAUGCCCUUCAGCCCCUACUGACACCAGGGAAUGGCAAUAGCUUUCCUCAUCAAUUACUCUCUUCUUUCCCCUCAUUGCUUUUUAUUCUUUGUUAAUCUGAAGAUUCCCAUGCUUUUGUCUGCUUCUCUGGUUUAUGUCAUCAUAGUAACUGAAGGCUUUGACAAGCACACCAUUUCAUCAGAAGCCCUUGAAGGCUGCUGCUUGUCCUUAUGGCCUUCAGCUCCAAGACAGAAGAUUUUCUAUAAUCUUGAGCAUUCAAGACAUGAUCAAGUCUAUGAGUACCUGUGUAAUCACCUGCACUAGAUAAUCACUCAGUAUAUCUUUGGUGUCUGGGAGGUAAAUGUUACAUGAGGAAGAGUUGGCUGAAUGUCAUCAUACAUUCAGAGAUGUAAGAUAAGGAUAUUGUACAUAAACAAUUGUGCACAACUCCAACUUAAAGAAGAAAUAAAAGUGAAGACCCUGUGUGGGGUUGCCUGAAACUUUUCCCUCUUUUUAGAUCCCAAAUUUGAAGUCAUCGAAAAACCCCAGUCCUGAAGAAUAUUAUAAAAUUCAUCUGGUAAUUUGUCAUGAAUUAGUUGUACAACUAAUUAAAAAAAAUUCAAAUAAACAUUCAUUUCCCAGUUAUCAAAUGUCCUUUAAAUUCUUUGGUGAUGUGGAGUAUGUGUCUGGCAUUGACUUGUCUCUGGGUUGUUUCUAAAUCGUUUCAUUUUCUUAGAAUGAAGCAGAUGGAGAUUUUGGAUAAGUUGGAUAAAAUUGCCUUUUCCCUGCUAGACUCUUGCCAGUGUACAGUGCUGUCCUCUAAUAGUGGAGCCCAUCACCUAAGGGAAUGUGUGCUGUGAAGGGAAGGAUGUUGUAUUUGCCUUUUGGGUGGGGGACACAGUUUCUUUGUGUAACCCUGGCUGUCCUGGAUCUCACUUUGUAGACAAGGCUGGCCUCAAACUCACAUAGAUCUGCCUGCCUCUGCCUCCCGAGUGCUGAGAUUAAAGGCGUGCUCUGACAUAUAUUUACCUUCUUGAAGCAGUGGUUCUACAUCCUUGUCAUGGCUUUCUUACUAAACUCUGUAACUUAAUAUGCACAGAAAUAUCUGUUGUGUCUUAACCAUUGUCCACUCAUUUUUGCCUUCAGGUUAUGGUAUGUAUGGAUUCAGGAGCGAAGGUAGCUUGGAACUAAAGGUUCUCAAAGAUGUAACUGUAUGGAACGUUGUUGGCCCAGCCAUAAAAGAGGCAGCAGUUACUUCCUGGGGAUAUGUUGCCGAUCAGGAACUUUACAUCCAAGUUUCAGCAACUGUAGGUGGAGCUCCAGGAAGUUAGCCUUUUAAAGGGAAAUAGCCUCGUCAUCGUAUAUCUGACAGUGUCUCUGGCAUGCCAGGAUAUGGGUUUAUUAAACCUUUAACAACCUUGAGGGCAAAUUGGAGAAUAAGAUUCCUCAUAACUUU
Peromyscus californicus insignis is the source of this 14368-nucleotide messenger RNA. RefSeq names its product ubiquitin-conjugating enzyme E2 H-like. Gene Ontology annotation, cellular component: nucleus. Lineage: Eukaryota; Metazoa; Chordata; Mammalia; Rodentia; Cricetidae. Gene Ontology annotation, biological process: protein polyubiquitination; ubiquitin-dependent protein catabolic process. The record is from RefSeq and is a predicted model, not a curated record. Gene Ontology annotation, molecular function: ubiquitin conjugating enzyme activity.